This is a messenger RNA of Nymphalis io (European peacock), 3297 nucleotides long. RefSeq names its product facilitated trehalose transporter Tret1-like. Gene Ontology annotation, biological process: transmembrane transport. Gene Ontology annotation, molecular function: transmembrane transporter activity. Lineage: Eukaryota; Metazoa; Arthropoda; Insecta; Lepidoptera; Nymphalidae. Bases 376 to 1770 code for a protein of 464 amino acids. The record is from RefSeq and is a predicted model, not a curated record. Gene Ontology annotation, cellular component: membrane. The transcript is spliced from 8 exons.
UUUACUGUGGAUUUUAUCACAUGUGACAAUAGUGUCGAGUUUCAUACAGUAAACGUUGUACAGCGAUUGUAAUGUAAGGUUGUGUUCAAAUAGAAUCAAAAAAACAUAGGCUAAUUUAUUUUUAUUACAUUAAAUAGGGAGAUAUUUUUAAUAAGCAUGGUCAUUGUGACGUUUAAUGUUAGAUCAUACAAGUGAAUAGAUGACUUGCGAGCAGUGAACACAGAUAAUUAUUAUAUUAUUAAAUGUAUUCCUUUACACCGAUGAUAAUAACUAUAUGGCAUUUGAUUUAAUCGAACGAAUUCUGUAUGUUUUGUUGUUUUAAUUUUGUAAUUCGUAAAAAAAAAUAUGUAUUGAGAUAAAAUCAAUCAUUUAAAAAUGUGUGUACCAAAGAAUAGAAAAGUUCAAUAUUUGGCGGGUAUAUGUGUUUCCUUCGCAUUUACAUUUACUGGAGCAGUAAUAUCAUGGCCUUCUCCAGCUAUACCGAAGUUUAUUUAUGGUGAUACAGGCGUAGAAAUUACAGAUGAACAAAGUUCCUGGGUUGUAUCUUUGGCCGCACUCGGUGCGUUACCAGGAUGCUAUCUUGGCAAGGAGUUGAGCGACAGGACGGGUCGACGCCUCACUGUUCUAAGUGCGCCUCUUCCUGGAUUUUUGGGUGCUCUUAUUAUUUUGUAUACCAAAAGUCCGAUAUUGAUGUGCUUGGCGCGAGUCCUAAUGGGUAUAGCGAAUGGAAUAACAGCUGUGGUUACAAUGAUAUAUCUUACCGAGAUAGCCGAUAAAGAUAUACGUGGCUCUCUAGGAAUGUUGGUGCAAGUAAUGAAUAAUUUGGGUAGUCUCGUUAUAUACAGCGUGGGGCCGUUCGUUAGUUACACCAUUCUGAACCUAAUCGUUUUAUCACUUUCACUUUUUUAUGGGUUAAUAUGCUUCUGGGUUCCGGAGUCCCCGUACUAUUACUUGGCUAAUGGAAGAUUGGCUGAAGCGAAGAAGGAGUUUAUGAUAAUAAAAGGCACUAAGGAUGAACUGUGGGUCAACGAACAGAUCGACGUGAUGCGCGCGCACGUGCAAGAGAAUAUGGAAAAUAAAACAACGCUUAAGGAACUAACGAAAAUGAAAUAUAGACGGACUAUUUAUAUAAUAGCAGGACUCAAACUUUUACAAUAUAUGACUGGGAGUUUGGCGAUACAGUCGUAUGUUGAAAUCAUAUUCAGACACAACACAAGCAUAUCGGGGCCAUUAGUCAGCAUAUUGUAUGGAUUUGUGCAGCUGGGAGCAGGUAUAUCAGCGACAUUUUUGAGCAGAUAUUACGGUAGGAGAAUUCUUCUAUUUAUAUCAACAUUAGGCGUUGCCGUUUCUUUAACGUUAGUCGGCAUAUAUUUCUUCUUACUCACUUCUAUCAACGUGAGCCCCGACAUUAUGUCGUCAUUGUGGCUGUUACCAAUUAUCGGAGUCUUGAGUUUUAAUAUAUUAUACGCUGUGGGUUUAGGUAAUAUACCGUAUAUAUUGCAAGCCGAGUUAUUCCCUAUAAACGUGAAAACACUAGCAUCGAGUUUAGCAACGAUGAUGGCGUGUAUCUUAAAUUUUAUCGUUACAAAACUGUAUCAGAGUGUUAAAGAUAUGUUUGGUAUUUAUACAGUUUUCUGGUUGUUCGCUAGCAUUGCAUAUAUGGGUGUGUUUUUCACGUAUUUCUUUGUACCUGAAACGAAAGGUAAGACUUUGGAGGAGGUUCAAGAUAAUAUACAGAAUGAUGAAGUCGAAAGACUCAAUAAAUUAUAAAAGUUAACCUAUCGGCUUAUAUUUAUUGGCCGAUAACCCGAUCGAUACAAUGUGGGUAUACAACACUGCAGUUAAAUGAUCAACGUAUUAACAAUUUUAAGCUAUUAAAAAUACUUCCAGUGAGAAGCGUUUGCAAUUCAUUAAGGGAUUUAUCAAUUUAUCGAUCCAUAAAAAUGAAUUUUAAGAUUGAAAUUGUUACUAAGUAUAUUGAUAAUGUUGACUAUUAAGUAACUAUCUUUUACCUGAAGGUUGUGUUCAUAUAAUGUAGACAUAAGGAUAAUUGAUUAAUAUGUACUAUAAAUCAAUGCGAUAUGUACUUUUGUACUUAUAUAUCUCGUAGCUAUUGAUUCAGGCUUACGUAAAAGUUUACAUUUAAAAUAAAAUGCGCGUUGACAAGUUAUACAUAAAUAGGUUUUAUUGAAGUCGAAAGUAUUUUGUUACGUAUGACUACGUUACUUGUAAGAUAUACUCGUUUUAUGAUCUAAAGAUUAUUACGAGAUACAAAUAUGAUUUAAUACACACAGACACAAACAAACAUACACAAAUCUUCACACGCUAAAAUAUCUAUUCGAGUAUCGCAUAUUGUGUCAACGCAAUUAUAUAUACUAAUAUACAUAUAUAAAACAGCAGUACUUGGUAUUGUUGUGUUCCGGUUUGAAGGGUGAGUGAGCCAGUCUAAUGACAGGCACAAGGGACAUAAAAACUUAGUUCCCAAGUUUGGUGGCGCAUUGGUGAUGUUAGCGAUGGUUAACAUUUCUAACAAUGCUAAUGUCUAUGGGCGUUGGUGACCACUUACCAUCAGGUUACCAUAAGCUCGUCCGCCUUCCUAUUCCAUAUUUUUUUUAUAGUUAUACUAAUUGUUAAAUAAGUAUACAUAAUAAAUGCAUGAUUUUUAAUAAUAUAAUUAAUUUAAAAAUAUUCUUUACUGUAACAAUGUUGUGAAAAUUUUGUUUGGUAAUUGUUUAUAACGAAAUAAUUGUUAAAACCUUAUUACACGUAUAUCAUUGGUUAUAUCUAUUGAUAUAAACUAUAUGCACAUUAUAUAUAUUUGACGAGCCGGUUGGCGUGGUUGGUAGAUACUUGCCUUUUCACGCCGAAGGUUGUGGGUUCGAUUCCCACCCAGGACAGACAUUUGUGUGCAUGAACAUGUCUGUUUGUCCUGAGUCUGGGUGUAAUUUUCUAUAUAAGUAUGUAUUUACAAAAGAAAAGUAGUAUAUGUAGUAUAUCAGUUGUCUGGUUUCCAUAGCACAAGCUUAAUUUGGGAUCAGAUGACCGUGUGUGAAAAAUGUCCCAGGAUAUUAUAUUAUUAUAUAACUUAUAGCUUCAAGACAGAUAAUAGCAUUAUUCGUCUCUAUGAUGUCUUACGUUAAUGAGUUGGUUAGGUAGCUUGUUUUAAAUUAUUAUUAUUAUAGUAGUCUUUUUCUACUCAAUAUGAUUAUAAUAGUGCAACUUUACCAAAUAUAUUAAAUGUAUUUGAGUGAAGUAAGUCAUGUAUUAGCCAUAUUAUAUUACUAAAUAUUGUUAUGU